Messenger RNA from Perognathus longimembris pacificus (Pacific pocket mouse), 1820 nucleotides. It is a transcript of the gene Uvrag, whose product is annotated as UV radiation resistance associated. The record is from RefSeq and is a predicted model, not a curated record. Gene Ontology annotation, biological process: SNARE complex assembly. Gene Ontology annotation, cellular component: endosome; lytic vacuole. Gene Ontology annotation, molecular function: SNARE binding. NCBI's taxonomy places the organism in Eukaryota, Metazoa, Chordata, Mammalia, Rodentia, Heteromyidae.
GGCACUGCGGUAAUAUGGCCCUUCCUUAGCCCGCGGCGGCGGCCCGCGCGGGGACCGAGCGCUCGCGCCUCUCGCCCGGGGAGUUUCCAGCGGCGGGGGGCUCGGGGGGGCCGGGGCUCGGACGCGGCGGCGGAUGCCGGAGGGGGGGUCCCCCCCGCCGCCCGGCGGCCUCCGGGGGGAGAUGAGCGCCUCCGCGUCGGGCGGGGGCCCGGUCCCGCUGCCGCCCCCGGGCCCGGCCGCGGCUCUGCCGCCCCGGCUCCGCCGCGCGGGCCUGCAUGUGGAGCUGCCGUCCCAGCAGCGGCGACUUCGACAUCUUCGGAACAUUGCUGCCCGGAACAUUAUUAAUAGAAAUGGCCAUCAGCUCCUUGACACCUUCUUCACACUUCACCUGUGCAGUACUGAAAAGAUAUGCAAAGAAUUUUAUAGAAGUGAAGUGAUUAAGAAUUCCUUGAAUCCAACCUGGCGGAGUCUUGAUUUUGGAAUAAUGCCGGACUGUCUUGACACAUCUGUGUCUUGCUUUGUGGUAAAGAUCUGGGGCGGAAAGGAGGACACCUACCAGCUGCUGAUUGAAUGGAAAGUCUGUUUGGAUGGGCUGAAAUACUUGGGUCAGCAGAUUCAUGCCCGAAACCAAAAUGAAAUAAUUUUUGGGCUAAAUGAUGGCUACUAUGGUGCUCCCUUUGAACAUAAGAGUUAUUCAAAUGCUCAGAAGAACAUUCUUCAGGUGGAUCAGAACUGUGUUCGCAAUUCUUAUGAUGUCUUUUCUUUGCUACGACUUCAUAGAGCCCAGUGUGCAAUUAAACAGACUCAGGUAACUGUUCAGAAAAUUGGAAAGGAAAUUGAAGAAAAACUAAGACUCACAUCUACAAGCAAUGAACUGAAAAAGGAAAGUGAGUGCCUACAACUAAAAAUUUUGGUGCUUCGAAAUGAACUGGAAAGACAGAAGAAAGCGUUGGGGCGGGAGGCGGCCUCGCUCCAGAAGCAGCAGCUGGCGCUACAGGGCGAAGGCAGCACAUUUUCAACGGAGCACGUCAAGCUUCAACUCCAGAAGGAAUCCCUGGACGAGCUGAGGAAGGAGUGCACUGCCAAAAGAGAACUCUUUCUGAAGACCAAUGCUCAGUUAACAAUUCGUUGCAGGCAAUUACUCUCUGAGCUUUCCUACAUUUAUCCAAUUGAUUUGAAUGAUCAUAAGGAUUACUUUGUAUGCGGUGUCAGGCUACCUAAUUCUGAGGACUUUCAAGCAAAAGAUGAUGGAAGCAUUGCUGUUGCCCUUGGCUACACUGCACAUUUGGUCUCCAUGACUUCCUUUUUUCUACAAGUGCCCCUCAGAUACCCUAUAAUUCAUAAGGGGUCUAGAUCAACAAUCAAAGAUAAUAUCAAUGACAAGCUGACUGAAAAGGAAAGAGAGUUUCCACUGUAUCCAAAAGGAGGGGAGAAGUUACAAUUUGAUUAUGGUGUCUAUCUUCUGAACAAAAAUAUAGCACAGCUAAGAUACCAACACGGACUAGGGACUCCAGACCUGAGGCAAACCCUUCCUAACCUGAAGAACUUCAUGGAGCAUGGGCUGAUGGUCCGGUGAUAGAAUCUCUCCUUUCCCUGGGCCAGCCUCCGUUUGUGAUCCUACCUCCACCUCCCUCAUAGCUGAGAUUAUAUAUAUGAGCAUCUACCCUUGCCAAGCAUCCAUUUUUGUGUGUUUUUAUUUGGGGGGAGGUUUUGUAGGGAGGGAGUACCGAGGUUUGGACUCAGGGCCUUGAGGUAGAUCACCUUUUUCACUCAAGGCUGGUACUGUCAUCCGAGCAAUACCCCCAAUUCUGGCUUUUUUU